AUGUCCUCUACAGCAAAGUCCUCGACUAUGGCGAACAAUCUCGAGAAUUUCGAUCCUCGGACCGCCGGCGCAUACGAUCCUGGUCAGAUGAUCAUCCUCUUCGACAACCGGCAUAUCAAGCCUUCACCAGAAGAGAACAAGAUGUCAACUUAUCAAACCUAUCACCUUGAUGGCCUCAUACGGAUGGGCUGGAUAUCAUAUACCCAUCGCCCGGACCUGGAGCCUGGGAACUUGAGAUUAAUAUGGUAUACUCACGCCGGAGCCCAAGGCGUCCGCAACUACCCGCUCUGGAAAGCCAACCUCGUGCACGAAAUGUUCACCUCCCUAACCGACUCCGGUUUCCGGCCUCUGCUCCUGGGCUGGAGCGCAGAGAAUCCUUACCCCAUGAUAGGCGGCAGUGAGCCUCCCCCUGAGCCAAAGAAACCUAAGAUGCGUGUCGCCACUUCUGCUUCGGGAUAUGUCUCUGGUCAUGGUGGUGGAUCUGGGAAUCCGCAUGAGAGGGUCAUGGCUAUCAUUGAGCGGGAGGAGGAGAAGGAGGCGAAGGAACGGGAGGAGAUUGUGAGGAGAGGGGAGUUAGCGGAGAAAGCUGGGUAUGGGGAGAAGGCUGGUUUGCUUGGGAAUGCUGGACAGGCGGGUGGUGCAGAGGUCUAG
Recurvomyces mirabilis is the source of this 651-nucleotide messenger RNA. RefSeq lists its product as uncharacterized. Lineage: Eukaryota; Fungi; Ascomycota; Dothideomycetes; Mycosphaerellales; Teratosphaeriaceae. Bases 1 to 651 code for a protein of 216 amino acids. The transcript has 2 exons. The record is from RefSeq and is a predicted model, not a curated record.